AUGAAACCGCAUAAAAGAUGUUGUUGCGAACCUGGAGGAUACAUGCCUCCGAGAGGUGGUAAGAGAAGGAGCGAUCCCUGUCGACCUCAACCUAAUCCGACUGGUAGAAUCCCCUGGCUUCAACCGAGAAGAGAUGAAAGACGUGAUCCGGAUGUUGUCAAUUUAAGAAGACAUCGUGUCGUCGAUGAAAUUCAAGAUAUUGUACAUGGAGAAGAGAGAAGAAGAUUAUACCCGACGCCGUGGGCCGCGAGAAGAGCUUCCGUGGGUGGGGAAACGCGUAUACCCGGUCCCUUUUGGAUGAGACCGAGACGAGACGAGAGAAGGGAUGUCGAUACAACGAGAAGGAGAAAAUUUGACAGGACGCCGUCCGAAGUGAGAGAAAUUAUACACGGUGGCGGUGGCGGAAGAGAACGUCCGGGACCGAGAGGACGAGGUCGUAGAAGUUUUACUCCGUAUUCGGAAGUCAAAUACAUCAUACACGGAGGAGCGGGGAGAGGUACCAAUGUGAGGCAUCCGUUAGAUAUACCCCGUUUGUACAGAAGGAAAAGUUCAAAUUCUCGAAUACCCGGACCGUUUUGGCUUCAUAACCGACCCGAUGCCAGAAAGGAACCCGACGUUUUGAGAAAAAGAAAAUUUACGAUUUCAAACGAAGUGAGAGACGUGAUACACGGAGAAGAAGAAAGAACGAGAAAUAGAUUAGCCGCAAGACCGGGUGUCCCAUCAACGUCUCAGGGAGUCACGAGACAAAGUUCACUUCCGGUUUUACAACCCUUUUGGCUUUUACAACGUAGAGACGAAAGGAGAGAACCCGAAUUCGAUGAGAAAAGAUUAGCGGGACGAGCGCGACACGAAGUAGCAGAAAUCGUUCACGGUGAUGAUUUUCGUCAGCAGUGGUAUCCCUCGACGAGCGGCGGAAUGGAUGAUGAAUCGAUAUUAGAAGAAGAUUCGGAUGAUGACGAUGACGGUGAAUCGUUUAGAUACAAAAGAGCAUGCAAAUGCGCUCCGAGACCGAGGGGACCAACGAGCGGUUGGGAUUCGUUGACGCCGAGUGUAAGCGACUUGAUGGGAAGAGAAGACGACUAUGAAGCUUAUUAUCCAGAAGCCAGGCUAAGUUGUCCCCCCACAGCGGAUACUUCUGGGUUUGAUCAACCCAAUACGUUCAUGAGAAAGCUCUAUAAAAAAUAUCCCUACUUAUAUCAGAUCCUUAAAGAAACUCCCCCCGAAGAAUUGGUAUCAAAAGUAUUCAAAGAUAGAUUUUUAUCAACUUAUCAAGUGGAUUAUUUACACAUGGGAGUCGGUAGAGGAACGCGCAUGGGUGGAGGAGGUAGAGAAAGAGAAGAAAUACUUUACGAUGGUGACGAUGAACCCGAAGCCGUACCGGGAUGCUCAUACAGGCGUAACACGAAAGGAGAUUACGGAAGGAAAAAAACGGACUACAAUAGAGAACCCAAAGAGGAUGAUUCGACGCCAACAAAUGAAAAAACGGAAAAGGAAGAACCAAGAGUUAGCGAAUAUAUGGGAACGGUCAGUCGACUCGGAGGUGAAAUAGUAACCGAUCAACUUUACAAAGUAGCCGAAAUCACAAAAAAAAUGAAAACUCAAUAUACUGGCCCGCAUUUAUUUUUCGCAACAGAUGAAAUUUAA
Molecule: messenger RNA, 1644 nt
Organism: Pediculus humanus corporis (human body louse)
Lineage: Eukaryota; Metazoa; Arthropoda; Insecta; Psocodea; Pediculidae
Exons: 6
Coding region: 1-1644 (547 amino acids)
Source: RefSeq, a predicted model, not a curated record